Molecule: messenger RNA, 2736 nt
Organism: Adineta ricciae
Lineage: Eukaryota; Metazoa; Rotifera; Eurotatoria; Adinetida; Adinetidae
Source: the annotation of a GenBank genome assembly
AUGGCAUCAUCUAGUGAAAAUGAUGAUGAUUCAACUUUCUAUGACGCUAAUAGUAGUUGGACUGAUAUUGAAGUAACCAAGUCUCUUCAACAAGAUCCGCGCUGGGCAUUGUUAUCAAAAAGCGACUCGUCAAAUAAAUCUGAACAUUUGUAUACGAUUUCAUUAACAGAAAAUCAAUUGCAUGAUAUCGCACGACGAGAUAAACUUCGACGGUUACGCGCACAAGAAGAUCAUCUCGAUCGAAUAAAUCAGAAUCAAUUGACCACACCACUCACAUCGCCAACGGACUCGAAUUCAUUACUAUCUUCAAUUCAAUCGAAACAAAUCGACGAUGAAUUAUCGAUUCGCGAAGACUCAUCAACAGCACCCGAUCUCCUACGAGAUCAUAUAGACAAUGAACAAACACGUCGACAAAAAAAACCAUCAAUUUCAUCAACACCGAAACCAACUUCUGUAAGUGCAUCGCCUGCCGUACCACCCUAUCAACAGCAACGAUCAUUACCCUAUCCGACGUUACCAGUUAUUUCCAAUACACGUAGUACCGGUGAUUACUAUUCCAAAAUAACGAACUUAUCAGCAAUUAGUGAGCCAAAUAUAGUGGAACUCAGUCUCAUUGAUCGUAAAACCAAGUUCGAAGACUUCACUAAUAACAAUCGAAAAUUGAUUAAUACUCAUGAAGACGAUAAUCUCCGACAAUCGCAUAUUCAUAAUCUAGACAAUGGAAAGUAUCUCUCUAUCGGUGAUGCAAACCCAAUGACGCAGACAAUUCUUGAACGUGUUCAGGGUAGUGUUAGUGCUAUGACAUUGCGUCAGAGCUCAUUGUUAAAUAGCUCAAAUACGACCAGUCUUCUUCGGCGAAAUUCGUCGGAAAACAAUAAUAUGAACGGAGGAAACAAUUUAGAUGUGAAUAUGAGUCGUCAACGACAUCAAUCCAAUGGCGAAGAGGACGAGGAUGACGACAAUGAAUCGACGUCAUCGGAAUCCUCAAGUACGAAAUCGAGUCAUACAGCACCAAUUUCAUCCUCGUCAUCUUCGGCAGUUAAUAAAUCAUCAAUGGCCGCCGUACGAGCAGCAUCAUCAUUAUUUCACGAUGGCAAACGACAAAUCUCACGCCUAAUGAGUCGAAGUUUUCUACGUAAAACUGGCAAAAAAGCAGUUCAACAUCAUAUUCAUGACAUUGAUGAAGAAGAGGAAGAUAGCGAAAGACUACUGAUAAACGAUGGAUCAAAUGGCGACUUGAAAUAUAAAGCAUCAAGAAAUCUUAAAGAACCAUCCCAAUUUGAUCGAACACAAUUACUACAAACCAUUGUUAAUGCUCAUAAUGGACCUAUUUGGUGUAUGAGAUUUUCACCCGAUGGUCACCUGUUGGCUACAGGCGGUCAAGAUAGUCUACUUAAAGUUUGGGUACUAAAAUCCGCUCAACCACAUUUCGAUGAAUUUGCGCGUAUGACGGCAAAUCCAUCGAAACAGCAAAACGAAAUUCUAACAAAAAAAUUCGAUGAAUUCCAUCAAACGAUAUCAUCCGAACAGUCUACGUCGACUAUCAACACCAAACUUGGCCUGAACGAAAUGCAGGCUCCGCUCUACGCACGACCUUUCUGUGAACUUCUCGGACAUCAGGCGCCUGUUUUAGAUGUCGCUUGGUCAAAAUCUUUGUUCAUUCUCUCGUCAUCGAUGGAUAAGACUGUACGAUUGUGGCAUUUAAGUCGAUCCGAGUGUUUGUGCUUCUUUCGGCACGUGGAUUUCGUCUCGGCAAUCGCUUUCCAUCCUCGGGAUGAUCGAUAUUUUGUGUCAGCGAGUUUAGACGGACACGUGCGUUUAUGGAAUAUUCCUGACAAACGUGUUGUUUAUUGGUCGUUAAUUCCUGCUCAAGCAUCAUCACAAAUCACAGCGGCUCAAGCGAACCUCAUCACUGCAGUGAACUUUUGCGACGACGGUCGAAAAGUAACUGUCGGAACAUUUGAUGGCCGAUUUCUACUCUACACGGAUUCUCUACAAUACGAUACGGUCAUGAAUAUUGGUGAUAAGGAUGGUAGUCGAAGUCACCGUUCGAGAAAGAAACGACGAAAACCAUAUAAAAUAACAGGCAUCGAAUCGAUGAACUCCAAUAAUUCGAAAGUGUUAAUCACGUCUAAUGAUUCUCGCAUACGUCUCUAUGACAUUCGUACGAAAGAAAUCGAACGUAAAUAUCGUGGAUAUUCCAAUCAAUCCAGUCAAAUUCGAGCGUCAUUCAGUUCGGACGAUCGAUAUAUCAUCAGUGGUAGCGAAGAUAGUUGGUUUUAUAUCUGGAAAACGGAACCGAGUAGUACGAUAAAUCCCAAUGGAAAUAGUAGUGCAAAUGCAAAAUUAACACGAAAACAACGCCGCCAUUUUGAUCGUGCCUUCGAACGAAUUCGAGUUCAUAAUACAAUGGUGACAUCAGCCAUAUUUGCACCGAAUUCGAACGCUAUUAUGGAUUAUUUAUAUGCAUCCACAUCAACCGACAAUUCUUCCUUAACAAACCGUUCAAAUAAUCUCGCUCAGUUAGCUCGUACAGUUCCAUUGACCACUCCGACGUCGAACACAAAUCGAACACGUUUAAUUUGUGUCCAUGCUGCUCCAAGUCCAAUGGAGACUCCGUCAUCCACCCCAUCCUCGUCCUCAUCAUCGACAACGAAUAGUGGACCUGUCUAUGUUAUGGUUACAGCAGAUUCGAAAGGACAAUUGAAACUUUUAGUCAAUCGAUUUCAUCGUUAG